UCCAGGGCACAGUGGGGGAUGUUUAUAACCUAUGUGUGCUCAUUCUCUGGGUCUCUGGUGUCACAAAAACAGCUUGUUUGUUUGCUGUUACAGUAAAGGGAGAAGGAACCUUUUUAACUUCCACCCCACACCCCAAAGAAACCAUCCAUGGAGCAGACCUGCUGCAGUGGAAGUAGGCGGGGGGAAUGUGUUCUCCAGUGGGGCAGGAGCAGAGCUGGGGAAGUCUUUUGAAACACAAUGGACCAAAUUUCAUGCUGAUGUAACUCCCCUGGAGCCAAUGGUUCUCCGGGAAACUCCGAGCAUGAAGCUUCUCAUUGCUGUCCUGUCCCUGGCUGUGCUAGGCUCCCAGGCCUCUCCCCUCAGCAAGAAACCCAGGCCAAAGUUGGACCAGAUCACAGAUGCCAUCCCACGCUACCUGGAGCAACUUAUCACAACAAUCGUGGAGCUGAUCCAGAAAUCCGAACUGGGCCAGGAGAUCGAGCAGUGGAGGCUCGCUAGGAAAAUUGAGAACAUCUUUGAUGAUCUAGAACAUAAGGUGCCCCCCAAGGCCCAGGAGCAGCUGAUGAACCUGAGCAGGCAGGUAGACGUGCUGGUGGAGGCAAGUGUGGCAGAGCUGCGGGAACUGGUGAGGAAGCUGCAGCCCUACAAGAAGCAGCUGCAUGCUGUCCUGGUGUCCUACACUGAGGGGCUGCUGGAGAGGGCAGAGCAGUACAGCAAGACCCUGCUUGUUCGCCAGGCAUACAGCUUCAUCCUGUCUAGGGUGGAGCUACAGGAGAAGCUGGGCUCCUAUGUCCAGGAGCUGGGGCUGCAGGAGUUCCAGCAUGGCCUGGCAGCCUACGCCAGGGACCUGUACCAGAAGCUCAGCCCCUAUGCUGAGGACUUGCAUGGCUGGCUGAACUCCCACUGGGACGCCUUCAUGCAAUGUUUCAGUGAGGAGACCAGUGGAGGUGCAGCAUCAUAGGCCCUGUCCAUACCUGGAACCCAAGGCUGUAAGGCACCCCACAGCAGGCUCCCUGCCCCAUACAGCUAUCCGUCACCCAAUAAACCAGCUGCUUGA
This is a messenger RNA of Dermochelys coriacea (leatherback sea turtle), 1057 nucleotides long. RefSeq names its product apolipoprotein A-IV-like. The record is from RefSeq and is a predicted model, not a curated record. Lineage: Eukaryota; Metazoa; Chordata; Testudines; Dermochelyidae. The transcript has 4 exons. The coding region runs from base 32 to 961 and encodes 309 amino acids.